AUGAACAAUUACCAGUGGGACGAAUUAAAGAACUGCGGAUAUACCGGCGACGUGCCGAAUCGUUUCGCGAUCUCCUAUUAUUUAAACGGGGAUAUAGGUAUAAGAACACGGAGACGGGGAGUCGUUCGCGGUAGUGUGAGGCAUAAACGCGCCAGCACCACACCCAGCGUGACCACCAUUGCGACACGGGACACGGCCAUGCGCGUCGCAGUGAUCUUGUUGGCAUGCGUCACUGUGCAGGUUUCGGCCCAGUAUAACCAAGAUGACGGCUUGCCACAGAGGGGGUUGCCAACACCCCUGAGGUCAGCCCGUUUCCAGAGACUUCCGGCUACACGACCGGCAAUUCCACAAGCAACUCUUGCGAAUCAACGAAUUCGACGACCAAUUACGUUUAGACCGAAAGGCGUUGAAGAUUCUAUAGGAACAGGUCCAGGCUCGUUUACACCAGUUAAAUCAUUGCGACCGAAUCUGCCUACUGGACCAGCACAAUUGCCUCAACAAAUUAAGCCAGUGAACGAAGAACCGGAAGAGGAUUUUCGAAAUCGUGAACCAUCUCGAGAACACGACAGUCAAGGCGACGAUGUCGAUUUUAGCGAAGAGCCAGAGAGCCAAGAAGAAAGUGAGGAAAACGUGCCACGCACCAUUACAAAUCUUGGAACAGUCGGUUCGAUAUCAAGAACUUCCGCUAAUAUAGGUCCAACAUCUCAAUCGGUACAAUAUCGUCCGACUCCAGGAACAGGAGGACCAACUGGCAGAGGAAAUGCAAUACCGACGGCUACUCCGACACCUGUUCAAUACCGACCGGCGCCAAAACCGAACAAACCAAGAAAACCAGUGGAGGAACCAUUUAAGCAACAGGUGAAGCCACCUACAAAACCGGUGAAACCGUCUCAACAUUACGACGCUCGUGGAAAAAAGCCUGUUGCACAGAUUAUCAGGCGAUAUCGCAACGAUAAUCCAGACGGCUCAAUCACAUGGGGCUUCGAGAACGAUGACGGAUCGUACAAAGAGGAAAUAAUCGGCAUCGAUUGUAUCACUAGAGGUAAAUACGGAUAUAUCGAUCCGGAUGGUAUUCGCCGAGAGUACACGUACGAAACUGGAAUCAAGUGUGACGAAGAACAACGGGAAGAAGAGGAAGAAAAUGGGUUUGUAGAUUACCAAGAGAACAAGCUAGUACUUCCCGAUGGUAAAACCAUAGAUUUGUCAAGUAUGGGCAAGAAACAGGCCCGCAGACCUCGUUUGAUUCGCAGGAAUUAG
Messenger RNA from Habropoda laboriosa, 1257 nucleotides. RefSeq lists its product as uncharacterized. The transcript has 5 exons. Bases 1 to 1257 code for a protein of 418 amino acids. Lineage: Eukaryota; Metazoa; Arthropoda; Insecta; Hymenoptera; Apidae. Gene Ontology annotation, cellular component: chitin-based extracellular matrix. Gene Ontology annotation, molecular function: structural constituent of chitin-based larval cuticle. The record is from RefSeq and is a predicted model, not a curated record.